AUGGAGCUAACCCAAGUAUCUCAAACUCAACCAACUCAACAAUCACCAUUAACUCAAACACAAAAUAAAUUAGAUCAAUCAAAUCCAAAUCAAAUAUGUCAAUUAUUAUGUUCAACAGGACAAUAUUCCAAUAAAAAAUUGAAUAUAACUGAUAAAUCUGAAAUUAAUGGUAAAAUAACAUGGUAUUUUGGAAGAUCUAUUGAAUCAGAUCUACAAUUAAAUUCUUCUUCAAGAUUAUCAAAUAAACAUUUUCAUAUUUGGUUUAAUUUAACUGAUAAAUCUCUUUGGAUUAAAGAUACUUCAACAAAUGGUACUUCAUUAAAUGGGAGUAGAUUAGUUAAAGGUUCAAAUUAUUUAUUAAAUCAAGGUGAUGAAAUUAGUGUUGGAAAUGGUAUACCAAAAGAUGUUGUUAAAUUUAUUAUAAUUUUUACAGAUAAAUAUAAUCCUGCAUUAUCGCCAGAUUCAAGUAUAAAAGAUCAAGGUAUAUAUAAAGAUUUUAUCAUAAAAAAUGAAACUAUUGGACAAGGAGCUUUUGCAACUGUUAAAAAAUGUAUUGAAAGAUCUACUGGUAAUGGAUUUGCUGUUAAAAUUAUAAAUAGAAGAAAAGCUUUAAAUACAAGUGGAGGUGGUAAUGCAUUAGUUGGAGUUGAUAGAGAAUUAUCAAUAUUAGAAAAAUUAAAUCAUCCAAAUAUUGUUUCCCUAAAGGCAUUUUAUGAAGAUCAAGAAAAUUAUUAUAUAGUAAUGGAAUUAGUACCAGGUGGUGAUUUAAUGGAUUUUGUUGCAGCAAAUGGAGCUAUUGGGGAAGAUGCUACUCAAGUUAUAACAAAACAAAUAUUAGAAGGUAUAUUAUAUGUACAUAAAUUAGGUAUAUCUCAUCGAGAUUUAAAACCAGAUAAUAUAUUAAUUAUGCAAGAUGAUCCAAUUUUUGUUAAAAUUACAGAUUUUGGAUUAGCAAAAUUUAGUGAUAAUUCAACUUUAAUGAAAACUUUUUGUGGAACUUUAGCUUAUGUUGCACCAGAAGUUAUAACUGGGAAAUAUGGUUCCAGUCAAAUUUUAACAGAUUCUCCUAAAAAUAAUUAUUCAUCAUUAGUUGAUAUAUGGUCAUUAGGAUGUUUAGUAUAUGUUUUAUUAACAAGUCAUUUACCUUUCAAUGGUAAAACUCAACAACAAAUGUUUCAAAAAAUAAAACAAGGAGAAUUUCAUGAAUCUCCUUUAAAUUCUUAUGAAAUAAGUGAUGAAGGUAGAGAUUUUUUAAAAUGUUGUUUACAAGUUGAUCCAACAAAAAGAAUUACAGCAGAAGAAGCUUUAAAACAUCAAUGGAUUCAAGAUGCUAUAGAAGAAUCUCAAUAUGAUGAAUCAUCACCAAAAUCUCUUAGUUUAUCACAAUCACAAUCACAACAAUCAAGAAAAAUUGAUAACGGUAUACAUAUUGAAUCAAUGAGUAAAAUAGAUGAAGAUAUAAUGCUUCGACCUUUAGAUAGUGAAAAAAAUAGAAAAUCAACAAAACAACAAGAUUUUAAAAAACCAAAAAGAAUUGUACCAUUACCUCAAUCACAACCACCAUUAACAAAUUUACCAAUGUCACAACCUUUAAAAAGACCUUAUCAUAUUGAUCCAAUAACUAAUAAACGUGAAGAACUGCAUAAAAGAAUUAAAAUUGAUAAUAUAUCAGUAAAUACUAAAUUAUUGAAAAAAUCACAACUUGGAUCAGAAAAUAAAUUAAAACCAUCAUAUUUUAAUUCGAAUCCUUCAUCAUCAUCAUCGUCUUCUUCUUCAUCAUCAUCAUCAUCAAUCUCAAAAAAUUCUUCAUCACCUUCAUCAAUUCCAAAAGAAAUAAAACCUAAUUCAUCAGUGUUAUCAUCAUCAUCAAAUCAAAAUUCAUUAAUUUUAGAACCUUUAUCAUCAUCACUAAAUUCCAAAAUUAUAAAAAUUAAUAAAAAUGAUUUUUCAAUAGGUAGAGCAGAAGUUUGUGAUAUUGUUAUAUCAGAUGAUAGAUUAUCAAAAGUUCAUUGUAUUCUAAAAUUAAAUAAUCAAAUGGAAAUUUGGUUAUGUGAUAUGAGUACAAAUUCAUGUAAAGUAAAUGAUAAAAUUAUUGGAAAAGGAAAUAAAAUAAAAAUUCAAAAUAAUGAUAAAAUUUUUUUAUUUGAAGAUUUACUGACUAAUGAAUUUAUUGGUUAUAAAGCUAAAAUAAAUUUUAAUAAUGAUGAUAAUGAUAAUAUUAAAAUUGAUGAAGUAGAAGAAAUUGAAAAAAAUAAUAGUAAUAACAAUAUAGAUUUAAUAUCUAAAAGAAUUCAAAAACAAAGUAUUGAAGAAAUCAGUCUUAAGAAUCAAUUGAUUCAAAGUAUUAUAUAG
This is a messenger RNA of Lodderomyces pseudojiufengensis, 2352 nucleotides long. RefSeq names its product serine/threonine/tyrosine protein kinase (gene RAD53). Gene Ontology annotation, biological process: deoxyribonucleoside triphosphate biosynthetic process; protein phosphorylation; DNA replication initiation. Lineage: Eukaryota; Fungi; Ascomycota; Pichiomycetes; Serinales; Debaryomycetaceae. Gene Ontology annotation, cellular component: nucleus. The transcript has a single exon. The coding region runs from base 1 to 2352 and encodes 783 amino acids. The record is from RefSeq and is a predicted model, not a curated record. Gene Ontology annotation, molecular function: DNA replication origin binding; ATP binding; protein binding.